Molecule: messenger RNA, 1230 nt
Organism: Symbiodinium pilosum
Lineage: Eukaryota; Dinophyceae; Suessiales; Symbiodiniaceae
Source: the annotation of a GenBank genome assembly
AUGCUGCGCAAAGAUGCAGCUUUUCGUAGGCCCUUGAGACUGAUUUUCCUGGCCUCUGGCAUUGGGCUAAUUUUUCAAGUUUGGACAGCAUGGCAAGGCUACCAAGACUCCUCUUCGCCAUUCGUGCCAGCGGGGAGGCAACACCAACCUGAUCGCCUGCGACAAACAGUUCGUUUUGGAUCGACAGAUCCACUAGACAACACUCAUGCUCCCCAGUCGCAAUACGACUGGGAAGGCGAGGGACUGUGGAAAACCGUGACUGUUUUCAACGCAGCUUGCUGGGGCUCCUCAUACAUCAGCUCAAAGGCUGGCAUCGAUGCGCUCAGUGCGGCAGGCGUAGAAGAUGCUCCCAUCGUUUUCGGUGCUCUACGGUUUGGCUUGGCAGCGCUGCCACUCCUGCCAUGGGUCUUGCGCUCAAGCGCUGCAGAGAGCGCCAGAACCAGUGCAAUUGUCGGCAGCCUGAAUGGGCUUUCUUAUGCAGCCAUCUUUACCUCAUAUGCUUAUGGCACGACUGGAGGAAAGGCUGCUUUCAUCACGUCCCUGCAGACGAUUGUUGUUGCUGCUUGCACUUCGCUAGCUACGAAGCGAUUUCAGCUUGGCACUGUAGUCUCCGCCAUCAUGGCUGUGGUCGGUGUGGGCUUCCUCGAGCUGGCAGGGGGCCCGAUGGAGACCACCUUGGGCGACUUGAUCUGUUCUGCAGCGCCGCUCGCGAUAGGAAUUGGAUGGUAUAUCCUGGGAGGAACGAUGAAGAAGUAUCCAGACGACGCUCUUCCAUCUGUGGCAAUUCAGUUUGUGUGCUUUACAGUGCUUUUUGUGGUGUGGACGCUUGGUGACGUUGGCUGGAAGCAUGGGGCGUCUGGCGUAGUAGACUGGCUUGGCCAAGCACCCGUGCUUUUGCAAACUCCUGGUCUUUGGCCGCCGCUUCUCUUCUCAACCUUCCUGGGCAAUGUCGUCACCAUGCUUCUGGCAAAUCGAGCCAUACAGUUCGUGAAAGUCUCCGAGAUCUCCUUGAUCGUGGCCUCGGAACCGCUUUGGGCUGCUCUUGCUGCCAUGCUCUACCUUGGGGAGGUGUUCACCCUCGGCGAUUGCAUUGGUGGGGGCUUUAUCAUUGCUGCCCUGGUUUGCAAUGAGCUGUGGCAAGAGGAGGAUGAACAGGAUGAGAACAAAAACGAAGAUGGCCUGCCCGAGACCCUGAGACUGGAGAAGCCAGAGAAGGAGUUGGUGAGCUGA